Dovyalis caffra is the source of this 2262-nucleotide messenger RNA. The record is from the annotation of a GenBank genome assembly. NCBI's taxonomy places the organism in Eukaryota, Viridiplantae, Streptophyta, Magnoliopsida, Malpighiales, Salicaceae.
AUGUCUAUCCCCAAAUCCCUUUCUUCACUCUCCAAUCAAACACCACCAUCACCACCUCUCACUCCUCUGCUCCACCAAAAUGGCCACCAACACCACCAGCACCAGCACCACCACCACCACCACCAUCCUCCUCCUCCUACUAAUCCACCUCGCCACCACCACCCCCUCUCCAAUCUCAGGCCUAGACUCUUUCCUCUCUCAUCAAUUCACUCUAGACCCUCUGUCCACCAACGAUUCCUUCCCCUCCCUCUCUUCCUCCCUCAAAAAUCCCUCUCCCUCUCUACCCCUCACCCUCACAUACCUUCCUUAAUCUCCUCUCUCCUCUCCCUUACCGUCCCACUUUCCCUCAACGUCCGUCUCGUCGGCUCCUCCUUCCCCUCCGACUCCUCCUCCCUUAUCAAUUCCUUCCUCUCCACUGCCCACAUCUCGGACCACUUCCAUGUCAUCACCACCGACCCCAUCCCUUCCCAAAACUCCCACCGUCUUUCCAUCAAGCAUUCCCCUCACCUCGACAUUUCCCACGCGAGCUCCACCCUUUCCUCUCGCCUUUCCGAAGCCCUUAAAACUGCAAUUUCCGAAACAACAUCUUCCCUCCGAACACCUCUCAUUUCCAUCCCUUACGACACGGUUGAUCGAAUUAUCAAGCAAGAUUUUGAUAGAGAAAAACCGGUGCAAGGGGUUUAUGUUUAUUUGAUUUAUUUGGGUUCGCAGUCCAAGAACUAUGCCUAUACUUAUUCUGCUGGAGAUACCUCUCCUGGCUUUACUAAAUGUUUAGGAACUAUUUGGACUGGUAAAGAGAGGUACCUUUGGAUUGAUCUAUCUGCCGGUCCUGUGGAUUACGGCCCGGCUUUAUCUGGAGAUGGGGUUUUGCCUAGAGGUGAAUUUCACCCUCUUGCAGCAAUGCACGGGCGACCCAAGUCGCAAAAGGCAUUGUUAGCGGACUUGGCGUCAUUGAUUUGGAGUGCUUAUCAGGUAUUACUUGUGCCCUCUUUGAGAAUUCCUGUGCAUUUUGAGAAUUCUUUGAUUGUUGAGUUUAUACAUAUUUAUGGUUCUGAAAGUGGUAAGGAUUUGAGUGGGUUGGAUUGGAAGGAGAUUGAGAGGACGUUUAUGGAUGAGGCUAAUGCAGGUGGGUUGUUAUUAAGGAAUCAGCAUUUGACGUUUAGGAAUUAUGAAGUGAAUUAUGAUCAGUGUUCCAUCUGUUCAUUUGCUAUUUCUAGGUCGAUCAAUUCCUAUACUUCGAGGUUCUUGUUUGAAAAUUAUACUUUGAUUGUCAGUGAGUAUUUGGACUCGAAGAGAUUGCAUCAGAUAUUGUCUGAUUCUGCUGAGGAGUUUAGGAGGAUGGCGGGUAUCCCUGAGGAGGAUUUUAGUAGAGCGCUGCCUGUUUAUGUGUUUGAUUUGGAUUACAAUACGCUGUUGAUGCUUGAUCGGUAUCAUCAAUCUGUUGCGUUUAGGGAUAUGGUUAUUGCAGUGAGGACAAAGACUACACAGACCGUGAGUGAUUAUAGCUGCAAUGGUCGUCACGUGUUUACGCAUACUAGGGUACUUGGGAGACCGCUUGUUGGUUCAAUUCUACAGAGCAUGUGGGGAGUGUCACCAACCCAUUUGUCAUGGAGUCCAAGGCAUAACAAUACUUUGGUGGAUUAUACUUGGAGUGUUGGACAAACUCCAUUUGGGCCUUUCUCAGAGAUUUCAUCUUUGUCAUUUGUGCAGAAAGAUGCAGCUCGUAGAAAUGUGCUGUUGACAUCAUUAAAUUACAGUGUAUCUAGUGUUAUUGAUGUUCUUGAAUCCAUUGUGGCACAUGGUGGGGACAGGAAUCUCUUUAAACAGAAUCGGCAUGUUGAGUUCGUCCAGAGAUGGAGCCUGUUUAAGUACAAGCUGGACAAAGCAAUUUCUGCAAUGUCACAUUUGGACUUUGACAUGGCUUUGUAUUACUUGAGGUCCUCUGAUCAUGAUAUGUAUGGCAUUCACUCUCUGGUUUACCAUGCAUCUCAGGAAUUGGAGGCAUCGCUUGUUUGUUUCAAGGACCCACCAUUUCCAUGGGCUUCAGUGUCUAUGUCUGCAGUAGGAUUUUCGGAAAAGGUUAUUUUGCAAGUUAAAAUUGGUGAUUGCAGAAUGAUGGGUGUUGUUAAUGCCAGUUACUUGGAGUGGAGUAUUCUGGUGAUUUUAACUGAAAUGGGACACAAACCAAGCCGAAAACUUGACCAUUCAGUUUACCUUGUUGUGAAUUGGGGAAGUCAUGCAAUGAAGAUGCGUUCCACCUGA